Molecule: messenger RNA, 3742 nt
Organism: Oryza brachyantha (malo sina)
Lineage: Eukaryota; Viridiplantae; Streptophyta; Magnoliopsida; Poales; Poaceae
Exons: 5
Coding region: 1-3669 (1222 amino acids)
Biological process (GO): proteolysis
Molecular function (GO): aspartic-type endopeptidase activity; zinc ion binding; nucleic acid binding
Source: RefSeq, a predicted model, not a curated record
AUGGCUGAAGUUCUCAUGGCUGUGGAGCGCAACCGUGAGGCUCAGAAUACUAUCCUUCAGCAAAUCGCUGCAAGUGCAGCUGCUGCUGCCGCCCAAAUUGCCCGAAGUGCGGGCGGUGGUGGACACCAAGUCGCCGGGGGACUCGCUGAAUUUCAGCGUACUCAACCUCCGGUGUUCACUCGCUCCGAUGAUCCACUUGAUGCUGAUGAUUGGCUUCGCACCAUCGAGCGGAAGCUCACUCUCAUUCGCUGCCCCGACGCUGAGAAGACCAACCUAGCAGCCGAGCAACUCCAAGGCGCAGCUGGUGAUUGGUGGGAGAACUUUCUCGCCAUGCAACCUGCUGGCCAUGCCAUCACAUGGCCGGAAUUUCGCAAUGCUUUUCGGGCUGCCCAUGUGCCGAAAGGUAUUAUGGACCUCAAGCAACGUGAGUUCCUAUCUCUCACCCAAGGCAACAAAUCUGUCAUGGAGUACCUCCGCGAGUUCAACCACUUGGCUCGCUACGCUCCGGACGAUGUCAAUACCGAUGCCCGCAAGCAAAAUCGGUUUAUGAAUGGGUUAUCAGCAGAGAUGCAACUUGAGCUUGCUGCCCACUCUUUUCUGGACUUCCAGGACCUUGUCAACAGGUCUGUGGUCGUGGAAAGCAAGAUGAACAACCUUGAGAAUGAGCGCAAGCGCAAGCGGGCUGCGCAGAUUUCAGCCGCGGGUGGUUCGCAAAAACCACGUGGUUGGCAGCAACCCCCUCCACGCUAUCAAGCUCCACCACCUCCUCGUCGGCAGGGAUUUGUGCCACGCCCACCUCAGCAGCGUGUCACACUUCCUGUUGGCGGAAAUCAGCAAGCCGUUCGCCCGCCUGUUCGCUCCAACAACUGCUUCAAUUGUGGGCAAGCGGGCCACUACAUCAACCAAUGCCCGUACCCUCGUCGUGCACAAGAGCAGGGGCCAAGAGCAGCAGCACCACGUCCCAAUCCGUCUCCGAGGGCAGCACCUCAGGGUCAGCAAAAUCAGAAGAGGGGCCGUGUGAAUCACGUCACCGCCGAGGAGGCGAACAAUGCACCGGAUGUUCUUGUCGGUACGCUACUUGUCCAUUCAUAUCCAGCUAGUGUGUUGUUUGAUUCUGGAGCUACACAUUCAUUUGUCACCAAAGGUUUUGCAUCAGACCAUAAACUCCCCAUUAGUAGGUUGCACCCACCUUUAAUUAUUACAUCACCUGGUUCGGAAAUGAGAGCUGAAUUUAUUAGCCGGGACACAAAAAUCAUUGCACAAGGGGUAGAAUUCACCGCCGACCUUAUCAUCCUUCACACAAAGGGUUUAGAUGUCAUCCUAGGCAUGGAUUGGCUACAAAAAAAUCAUGGGGUUAUCGACUGUGGCCUUCGUCUAAUUACACUCAAAAAUAACACCGGCGAACCGAUCUUUCUUGCACUUGAUGAUCAUCCUCCACAACUCCACGCUCUUUCGGGUGCCAAAACCAAUGAUAUAGCUGCUGUACCAGUGGUGUGUGAGUACCCCGAUGUUUUCCCAGAGGAACUACCGGGCAUGCCACCGGACCGGGAAGUUGAGUUCGUCAUCGACUUGCUGCCCGGAACGGCCCCGAUAUCGAAAAGACCGUAUCGGAUGCCUCCAAAUGAAUUAGAAGAGUUGAAAAAGCAACUCACUGAGCUGCAAGCAAAGGGGUUCAUUAGGCCAAGCUCCUCACCAUGGGGAUGUCCGGCUCUCUUUGUAAAGAAGAAGGACCGCAGCUUGCGGAUGUGUGUUGAUUAUCGCCCAUUGAAUGAAGUCACCGUCAAGAACAAGUAUCCACUGCCCCGAAUUGAUGAUCUCUUUGACCAAUUAACCGGAGCUCAUGUGUUCUCCAAAAUUGAUUUAAGGUUGGGAUAUCAUCAAAUAAAAAUCAGAUCGGAGGAUAUCCCAAAAACAGCCUUCUCCACCCGUUACGGUCUAUAUGAGUACACCGUCAUGUCCUUCGGUUUAACCAAUGCACCGGCAUACUUCAUGAGCUUGAUGAAUUUGAUUUUCAUGGAGUAUCUUGAUCAGUUUGUGGUCAUUUUUAUUGAUGACAUACUAAUCUACUCAAAAUUCAAAGAAGAACAUGAGAAGCACCUCCGCCUUGUAUUGGAAAAAUUACGUGAGCACCGUCUAUAUGCCAAGUUUAGCAAAUGUGAGUUUUGGUUGAAAGAAGUUGGAUUUCUUGGUCAUGUAUUAUCUGAAGGUGGAGUUUCUGUAGAUCCAACUAAUGUUCAGAAGGUGUUAGAUUGGGGACAACCCAAAAAUCCGUCCGACAUCAGGAGUUUUCUUGGUCUAGCCGGCUACUACCGUCGGUUUAUCGAGAAUUUCUCCAAAAUUGCUAAACCCAUGACCCAAUUGCUAAAGAAGAAUGAGAAGUUUGCGUGGUCAGCUGAGUGUGAAGCAAGUUUUCAAUCUUUGAAAGAAAAGUUAACCACAGCACCCGUUCUUGUUUUACCCGAUAUCCACAAAAGCUUCGAUAUCUAUUGCGAUGCAUCCCGUCAAGGACUCGGUUGUGUUCUUAUGCAAGAGGGCCGAGUUGUGGCUUAUGCAUCUCGUCAACUGAGACCUCAUGAGUUGAAUUAUCCAACCCAUGACCUUGAAUUAGCUGCUGUUGUCCAUGCUCUAAAAAUAUGGCGACACUAUCUUAUCGGCAACCGUUGUGAAAUCUACACCGACCACAAAAGCUUGAAAUAUAUCUUCUCCCAAUCAGAUCUGAACCUAAGACAAAGAAGGUGGUUAGAACUCAUCAAAGAUUAUGACAUGGGUCUACAUUAUCACCCGGGGAAGGCCAAUGUUGUUGCCGAUGCAUUGAGCCGAAAACCGCAAUGCAAUUGCUUGUCGGUAAAACCCCGAUUGGAGACCUUAUGUUGGGAAAUUCAGAAACUUGGUUUAGAAAUAGUACCACCUGGUUUUCUUGCUGCCCUAGAAGUCAAAUCAACUCUCUAUGAGCAGAUCAAAGAAGCCCAAAAGAAUGACAAAGGCAUGGCUCGAAUUCGAGCUAAAAUGACUGAGGGCAAAGCCAAAUGUUUCACUCAAGAUUUGGAUGGUGUUCUAUGCUUUGGAAAGCGAUUGGUUGUGCCAAAGAACCACCAAUUGCGCCAACUAAUCCUUAGUGAAGCUCAUGACACUCCCUUUUCAAUCCACCCAGGUAGUACCAAGAUGUACCAAGACCUUAAGCAAAAAUUAUGGUGGACCCGUAUGAAGCGGGAAGUUGCACGGUAUGUUGUCGAGUGUGACACUUGUCGAAGGCCUGCACAUGCAUCGGUUGCUGAGGGAGAUCGAGAAGAAAAGAGGAGCUUGCUGCUUGGUGCAGAGCAGCAGCAGCAGCAGUUGUUUUCCUCCUCUUGGUCACCGGUUCAAGAUUUGAAGGCUAGUAGCAGGCUGCAAACUGUUUUCUCUUCUUCGGUGACAACAGCUCGGUGUCUUUGCUUCCCUGUUUUGAUUUGGAGAAUCCGGAGAGUACCGAGCCAUAUCCAGAGGAGGAUAGUGACUACCCUCAGCAGGAAGGUGAGGAUUCCGGGUAUGAGUUGUGCUUCUUGUGUGGUCACUGCUCUGCCGGGGGUGGCGAGGGCAGUGAGUGAUCCCUUCUCUUGCAGCUUGGCUCUUGCCCGGUUGGUUUGCCCUUGUGGGGUUGUGGCACCACCGGCUUUCGUUUUAUGCUUAUGAGCUUUAUUUGAGUCUUCCGCUGCUACUCAUUCUGUGUAUGUUGGGACCUUGGACCCUAUGUUGUAUCAUGUAC